AUGACCUAUCGUGUACGGUUUGAACCAGUGAUCAGCUUCGCCGGCGCAUCCACACCGACGCCAGUCAGCGCCGCUCCGACUCAACUCACGAGAUCUAAGAGUAAGCUCGGGUGUCGGCAAUGUAAAACAAAGCGAGUGAAGUGCGACGAGACGUAUCCGGUGUGUCAGCGUUGCAUCCGACAGGGGUUAAUUUGCUCCGCGCCCUCGCGCCUGACUCAAUGGCAGCUGGAGAUCCCCUGGUUCUUGCCGACUGUAGACUCGGUCGUUCAUCGACGGUUAUUUCAAUAUUGGCUUGAAAGAGUCAGCCAACAGCUAGUGAUUGAUCCUGAGGACAACCCGUUCUCUUUCCCAAUCCUAGAAUACAUCGCCGAAUCGCCCGCACUGGUGCAUAUCAUCCAGUCCGUGAGCGCACGUCACGAAGUAUAUUACUCGGCUGAGGCGACGGUGACCGCGCUAGAAGAGAGAGGGAAUGCACUAGUGUCAUUCCGGGCGGAACUGGAACGAUCACAGACGGAACCGCGCGCUUCCCUGCUAACGGCGAUGUUAUUGGCCUUAUCGCAUGGCGCUGAUCAUGAUGACAUGGCGGACUAUGGGAAGGAGCACAUCUUUGCGGCUGGCAUACUGGCUAGGCGAAUUGUCCGAGAUAUCUCCCAGGACUCUGAGAAUGAUUACAUGGCCCGGUUGUGCUUUGGCAUGUAUCUCUACAUGGACAUGUGCUCCGCCUUUCUGGUAGAUUCUACUGAACAACCACAACGGCCGUAUUCCUUAGACGUUUCUAUCGCAGUGCACAAGAUGGGAAGCUGGCACCACCCCAUGUACGGCUCCUGUACCGAGCUUCUCUACAUUCUCGCGAAUAUGGGCCGUUAUUGCCGACGAGCCCUCGACUCGGAAACACACGACCGCCAGCAAGAGGGCAUUCUCGAACAGCAAAUCUUGGGGUGGGACCUGUCGGCAGCAAAUCAUUCAUUACGGCUUUUGUAUGAAUCACUUCGGAGCCACGGCCUCAUUCUUCUCUAUCGAAUCAGCGGAUAUCAUGGCCAGUUCAUAAAUCCAGGACUAGCGGACCUCCCCAUGGAGGACCUGAUCCACCGAGACGCUAUCAGAACAAUCAAUCAGCUCCUGGAAAUCCCAAACUCGUCAAAUUACUUAAACUUUCAGACGCUUCCGAUGCUCACUGCGGCGUCGGAACUUGGCAUGAACGAUGGCCAGCUGCAGGAUAAAGUACGACAGAGAUUCAAAGCUAUCUAUUCCCUGAAUCGCCUGCCGGCUAUUCUUCAAGCAAUCGACCUACUAGAAGAGCUAUGGACCACUCGCACUUAUGGGGACCGUUCUUCGUGGCUAGACUUCAUGUUGAAAAGAGGGUGGAGAUUGCAAUUGGGUUGA
This is a messenger RNA of Aspergillus affinis, 1383 nucleotides long. Its product is annotated as Zn(II)2Cys6 transcription factor. NCBI's taxonomy places the organism in Eukaryota, Fungi, Ascomycota, Eurotiomycetes, Eurotiales, Aspergillaceae. The record is from RefSeq and is a predicted model, not a curated record. Gene Ontology annotation, molecular function: transcription cis-regulatory region binding; DNA-binding transcription factor activity, RNA polymerase II-specific; zinc ion binding. The transcript has a single exon. Gene Ontology annotation, cellular component: nucleus. Bases 1 to 1383 code for a protein of 460 amino acids. Gene Ontology annotation, biological process: positive regulation of transcription by RNA polymerase II.